AGUGAGAGGGAGAAAAAGAGAAAGAGAGACGUUAGAUUGGCAUGUGGUAAUCUGGCAGUGACCCUUUAAGCUUUGAAAAUCAAAUUUUGAGAAGGAAAUCAAAUAAAACCCAACCCCCUCUCCUCUCUCAUCCCCUCAUCUUCCUCAGAGUCACAGGAGGCGUUGGAAGCAAUCAUGGUUCAGCCUAGCCCACCUCACAAACCCCGCUGAGUUUUCCAUUUUCCUACUCUGUUCUCACCCAUCACCAAAAAUCAUGCUUCUACUCCUUGGACCAUAGAAUCAGCACUGGCUUAUUUGCUUGACUUCGCUUUUGGGUUUCGAAAACUUUGCUGUUCGAGAAAGGUUAGGAUGGAAACUUUAGUAAAGAAGGGCGGAAAUCUUCAAAAGAGAAAAGAUGGGUCUGGAUCUUUUGGUGGAAAUGGGGUUAGAGCCGAAUCGCACACCGAUUCGAGCACUGAGUCUAGAGAGAGCAGCGGUUCUUGCAGAUCGAGCACCGAGACCUCGAGUGAGGAAGUGAAAGCAAAAGGGACUUCUUCGCCGCCUCCGUUGGGUUGGCCUAUUCGCAAGGCUCAAGUGAGCAAAAGUUCGGCGGUUUCUGAUGUGGUUCAAGCUGAACAGAAACAAACCCAUUUGGCUGAUUCUAAAUUGAAGAAAAUGUGCUCCAAAAAUUCAGAUAUAGAUAUGAUGAAGGAAAGGUUUUCAAAAUUGUUGCUUGGUGAAGACAUGUCAGGGUCAGGGAAAGGGGUCUGCACGGCAUUAGCUAUCUCAAAUGCCAUUACCAAUCUCUGUGCUACCAUUUUUGGUCAACUAUGGAGAUUAGAACCCUUGCCUGCUGAGAAGAAAUCUAUGUGGCGAAGAGAGAUGGAGUGGCUACUUUGUGUCAGUGAUCACAUUGUCGAAUUGAUUCCCACUUGGCAAACAUUUCCUGAUGGAAGUAAGCUUGAGGUCAUGACUUGCAGGCCGAGAUCUGAUAUUUUUAUCAAUCUCCCAGCUCUGUGUAAACUAGACAACAUGCUUCUUGAUAUAUUAGAUACCUUCACCAAUACGGAAUUUUGGUAUGUUGAUCAAGGUGUUGUAGCCCCAGAUGCAGAUGGUUCUGCCUCUUUUCGCAAAACAAUGCAAAGGCAAGAGGAGAAGUGGUGGCUGCCUGUACCCCGUGUUGCUCCUGGCGGCCUUAGCGAAAAGUCAAGAAAACAGUUGAGUCACACACGCGAAUGUGCAAAUCAAAUAUUGAAAGCUGCAAUGGCCAUAAAUAGCAUAGCUUUAGCAGAAAUGGAAGUCCCUCAGUCAUACUUGGAAGCUCUUCCAAAGAAUGGGAGAGCCUGUCUCGGGGAUGUUAUUUACCGUUACAUCACAUCAGAUCAAUUCUCUGCAGAAUGCCUACUUGAUUGCCUCGACCUUUCCUCAGAACAUGUUGCUCUAGAGAUUGCCAACCGUGUGGAAGCCUCAAUAUAUGUGUGGCGUCGAAGAGCUCAUGCUAGAAUUCCACCUAAUCCAAACCGUUCCACUACAAAGUCCUCAUGGGAAGUGGUCAAGGACCUCAUGGUUGAUGGAGAUAAGAGGGAACUGCUGGCAGAAAAAGCUGAGAGCCUCUUGCUCUGCUUGAAGCAGCGCUUCCCUGGUCUAACACAAACUACUCUUGAUACCAGCAAGAUCCAGUGCAACAAGGAUGUUGGAAAAUCCAUUCUUGAGAGCUAUUCAAGAGUUUUGGAGAGCUUGGCAUUCAAUAUUGUGGCUCGUAUAGAUGAUUUACUAUACGUGGAUGACUUGACUAAACAUUCAGAUAGAAUGUCAUCGGCUCCCACAGUAAGUGUAAUUGCUCACAAGACAGUCUCUAUCCCUUUCUCGGUGCCUGACUCGAGCACUCCAUACAGAACAACUUUUUCCACACCAAGCUUUUCACCUGCACCUCUAAUUAGUCCUGCCAGGGGAGAGAGAACCCCUUUUCUCAUCAACAACCAUAGCAAGCCUCACCGUCGUGGACUUGGGGUGAAAAGAGUCUUGACAAAUUAUCUUGGAGUGGAGACAAAGACUAGGAUCUGCGGCAACCCAACUGAAGCUUUAGCUUCAGCUCCAAAGCAAAGUGGCACAGAAGCUUUGGCACAUGAGAAAGAGGCGUCAGCCCACCAAAAUGGGACCAAAUUGCGCCAGGAUCGCUGAGGCUUUGUCUGUUACAGUGUUCUCAUGAUGUUGUUUUUCAGGGAAACAAUGGGGAAAAGAAUGUGAUGUAAUUAGAGAACUACAGAAUGUUUAUCAUUGAAAACCUUCUGGUCUAACCAAUUCUUUGUACUUAUUGAGUUGGGGGCAUUAAUGUAUUUGUCAAGAUUUGCUUUCGAA
This is a messenger RNA of Corylus avellana, 2337 nucleotides long. RefSeq names its product ROP guanine nucleotide exchange factor 5 (gene ROPGEF5). Gene Ontology annotation, molecular function: guanyl-nucleotide exchange factor activity. The record is from RefSeq and is a predicted model, not a curated record. Lineage: Eukaryota; Viridiplantae; Streptophyta; Magnoliopsida; Fagales; Betulaceae.